UCGUGCUAAUUAAUUAACUAAGUUUAGUGACCAUGUUGUCAUCUCUUUUCUCUUUGUUUUGUAUCUUUAUUGCCUUAGCUAACCCUUUAGAGGGAGCAUUGUGGCUAGAAGAGUGUGAAACUAAAGAUAUUGAGGCAAAGGCUAAUGUUUCGAUUAAUGGUUCCUCAUAUGUUGUCUACUUCUGUGAUAGAACUGAAUCUUUUGACUGUGCAAAUCAAUCGGUGUGUCUGAAUGACACUGCUGGCAGUGUGAUUAGGUUUGGUCCUAUACAAGUGAAUGAGUCAAAUAGCACGCUUUUAAAGUUCAGUGAUAGUAACAGAACUGCUAUAAUUACAUUAAACUGUUCACCAUCAACACCGAGUAAUUUUACAGUAACAGGGAAUCCAACCUUGAAUAACCUGACUUUAUCUCUUAAUGGAAAGGAUGCCUGUUUGUCUAGUAGCAGUUCUAACACGAGUUCAAUCACAAUUACUCCUUCUUCAACUGUUUCUAUGGCUCCCAAUAGUACUAGUCCUACUAUCAACAGUACUAUCAGUAUUACGCCUACAACUAGUACAAAUUCCACUGCCAAUGUUACAUCAAUGACGACUACAAUGUCUACUGCAAAUGUUACAUCAAUGAUGAGUACAAUGUCUAUGAAUUCAUCAACAGUUACUACUGAGCCAAGCUCUAGUUUCAUGUGGUCUUCUGUGCCGGUCUUUUCUUCACUAACAACUUCAUCAAGCAUAUCCACUCCUGGUGAGCUCUCUACUUCCAUUUUCACCGAGUCUUUCUCGCCCUUUACCUUGCCGUCAUCAACCCCGUCCAUUGAAACAACUUCAACAACAAUGGAGAGUUUAUCGAUCACAUCAACCAUGGAAAGUCAUGCUUCCUUCACUCCAGCCACUACCACUUCGUCUUUGCCCACGUCAACACCAGCCCCCUCACCCUCACUCUCUGCUACUGACAAGGUCCUCAUCACUGCUUUCGUGUCGAUACCCUGCACUGCACUCAUCACUGUCCUCAUUAUGCUCCUCUUCUGCUACUGCUGCAAGAAGAAAGGUCGUAGUAGGAGCACGUAUGUAAGAUUGGCUCCUACGGUCUUCUUUGAUGAUGAAGACAGCUAAACUGUUAUACUCUGUACAUGUUUAGUAUUUUAUAGAGUGAUUUCGUACUUGAUUAUAUAACUGGUGUUGUGGUGGGUCUGUGAUUCAGUCAGUGUCCUUGCAUUAAAGAAUCACAUUAUUAUUAUUAUUAUUAUUAUUAUUAUUAUUAUUAAUAUUAUUACAACAUAAGUCUAUGUAUGCAUGUAUAUACAAGACUUGUACAUUGCACACACACUCGCACACACGCAUAAUUUUUAAAUGUUUUAUUAUUAUUAUUAUUAUUAUUGUUCUUUGUCGCUGCUUUGUGAUAAAAGUUGA
This is a messenger RNA of Amphimedon queenslandica, 1403 nucleotides long. Its product is annotated as flocculation protein FLO11-like. Lineage: Eukaryota; Metazoa; Porifera; Demospongiae; Haplosclerida; Niphatidae. The record is from RefSeq and is a predicted model, not a curated record. The transcript has 5 exons. Bases 33 to 1106 code for a protein of 357 amino acids.